UUCGUUUCAUUCUUGGAUUCUUUUUUAUUCGUCAGAAAAGUAAAAUUAAACAAGCGCACAAUUGAAUUGGGUUUUGUCAUAGCGGCAUAAUUUCCUGAAAGUGGUAGUAUUUGCACGUUGAAGAUCCGUUAAAUAAUUGCAGAUUGUAUUAAGAAAAUAUUAGAAUGGCAGACAACGAUGAUCUUUUGGAUUACGAAGAUGAGGAGCAAACUGAGACUACUAUUUUAGAAACAGCAGAACCGAAGAAAAAAGAGGUUAAGGGCACAUAUGUUUCUAUUCACAGUUCUGGAUUUCGAGACUUCCUUCUAAAACCUGAAAUAUUGCGCGCUAUUGUCGACUGCGGCUUCGAACAUCCUUCGGAAGUACAACAUGAAUGCAUUCCGCAGGCUGUACUCGGUAUGGAUAUAUUAUGUCAAGCUAAGUCUGGUAUGGGCAAAACGGCUGUUUUCGUUCUCGCUACACUUCAACAGCUAGAACCAAUUGAGAACUCCGUUUAUGUCUUGGUGAUGUGUCAUACUCGCGAAUUGGCAUUCCAAAUUAGCAAAGAAUACGAACGUUUUUCUAAAUAUAUGCCUGCUGUAAAGGUUGGUGUUUUCUUUGGCGGAUUGUCAAUUCAGAAGGAUGAAGAAACGUUAAAGUCUACGUCUCCACACAUUGUGGUUGGAACCCCUGGUCGCAUUCUCGCCCUUGUCAGAAAUAAAAAGCUAAAUUUCAAACAUUUGAAGCAUUUCGUACUUGAUGAAUGUGAUAAAAUGUUGGAGCAGUUAGAUAUGCGUCGUGAUGUACAAGAAAUAUUUCGCAGUACUCCACAUGGAAAACAAGUUAUGAUGUUUUCCGCUACACUCAGCAAAGAAAUUCGCCCGGUUUGCAAGAAAUUUAUGCAAGAUCCAAUGGAAGUAUAUGUCGAUGAUGAAGCCAAGCUGACAUUACAUGGCUUACAGCAGCAUUACGUAAAAUUGAAGGAAAAUGAGAAAAACAAAAAAUUAUUUGAAUUACUCGAUGUACUUGAAUUUAAUCAGGUUGUUAUUUUUGUCAAGUCCGUGCAGCGGUGUAUGGCUUUGUCCCAAUUGUUAACUGAACAAAACUUUCCGGCUAUCGGUAUACAUCGUGGCAUGACACAGGAGGAACGUCUCAAUCGUUAUCAACAAUUCAAAGAUUUUCAGAAACGUAUCUUGGUUGCUACCAAUUUAUUUGGACGUGGUAUGGAUAUUGAAAGAGUCAAUAUCGUAUUCAAUUAUGAUAUGCCCGAAGACUCUGACACUUAUCUUCAUCGUGUCGCACGUGCAGGUAGAUUUGGCACCAAAGGUUUAGCUAUUACAUUUGUAUCGGAUGAAGGCGAUGCUAAAAUAUUGAAUGAAGUACAAGAUCGUUUUGAUGUUAAUAUAUCUGAGCUACCCGACGAAAUUGAUUUGUCAUCAUACAUUGAAGGCCGCUAAAAGUACUUAGAGUAAUAUAAAAAUUGUACUUGUUUAUUAUAUAUUUUUUAUGUCAAUUCAUUUUUUACUUGACUUAUUUUUCAAUAAAAAAAUUUUAAGUACAUAAAAUCCGUAUGAUCAUGUAUUUGCAAUGAAACGAUUCAAAUAUU
Molecule: messenger RNA, 1585 nt
Organism: Teleopsis dalmanni
Lineage: Eukaryota; Metazoa; Arthropoda; Insecta; Diptera; Diopsidae
Product: ATP-dependent RNA helicase WM6
Exons: 8
Coding region: 165-1436 (423 amino acids)
Biological process (GO): mRNA export from nucleus; mRNA splicing, via spliceosome
Molecular function (GO): ATP binding; RNA helicase activity; RNA binding
Source: RefSeq, a predicted model, not a curated record